AUGUCCGCUGCCAUCGUUUCCUAUUCCAUUGAAGCACCGAGUGGUGAAGUGCACAAGUAUCGAAAUUUCAACGUCUACAAGCACGAACCUGGUGUUUGCAAACUUGUUUAUGAAACUGCCAUUUCGCUGGAUCUCACCGAUGCUGCUCCUCGUUAUGGUAAGCUCGAGGUCUUGAGCGCGGCGCGUCUUAAUCGGGCAUUCGCCGUCGACAGCGUCGUCUACUUUUUCGACACGAAGCGUCUGUUUGCUUUCGACCGUAAGCGAAUCGAGGCCGGCCUGACUUCCCCAUUUGGUGUGAUGGGUUCAUCUAGGAUUCUCGGAGGGUGCGGUAGUCGAAUGGGCCCUAUGGUUCUUCUCACUGGAGGAAGACUGUGGGUCGCUGGGAAGACGAUCGAAUUGCCUCUGCCGUUUGAUCUCUUGCACGGAUGUCUCGAGACUCUCGCUGGAACCGUCCUGGUAUGUUCAUCAUUUGUAGACAAGAGAUGCGUCAUAGCGUUCGUUGCGAUUCACGCUGAUGGGCGUGCAGAAGUUACUAAAGAGUUGGUAUUCAAGGAUUUGCCAACUCAGAUUGUCUUCAAUGAGGAUUCGGUACAGUUUGUGACAACGGGGUACUGCGCUGUUGGUGUUGAGAUGACCGAUAGAAAUAAAGAGGAAGUUUAUAUCACGACUGUUCACACUUCCGGGGAGAUUUCUAUCGCUUCUCUGGGCUACUUUGCUCGGUGCUUGACGACUGAUGGGGAUGUUAUCGGUAUUGCAAUCGGAGACGAAGACUUGUGCGUUGUGGAUGAGAAAAUGCAAGUUAAGUCGUAUUGGCCUGGCAUGGCAUAUAUCGUGGAAGCUCGAGAGGCUCGCAAAUUUGUGAUGGGAAGUAAAGACCCCCAAGGGCUGUUUUAUGCGGUGGAAUCCAAACCGGGAUCGGUCGUGAAUGUUUUCAAGCAUCCUGUUGCUGGGGAAACGCUAUCCCCUAGCGGUCAGUGUGAUCAGGCGAAAGAGGCAGAAAUGGGUGCUGAGGUCCUUGGCCUAGUCUGUGAAGGCGCUGAUAUCGUUGUUAUUCGUAAUGGACAGUUGACUUACUACAGAGUUGAUUAA
Messenger RNA from Perkinsus marinus ATCC 50983, 1089 nucleotides. RefSeq lists its product as hypothetical. The record is from RefSeq and is a predicted model, not a curated record. NCBI's taxonomy places the organism in Eukaryota, Perkinsozoa, Perkinsida, Perkinsidae. The coding region runs from base 1 to 1089 and encodes 362 amino acids. The transcript has 2 exons.